AUGAACGGGCUAGGCGAGCCCGACAAAUCGAACGAGUUGAUCGGGCCCAAAGCCUCAAAAAAGUUGGGUGAGCCCGAUGACCUGAACGGGCCAGGUGGGCCUGAAGACUCGAAUGAAUCAAGUGGACGUAAUGACCCAAACGGACCAGGCGGGCCUGAAUACCCGAACGAGCCAGGUGGGCCCAAAGACCCAAAUGAGCCAAGUGGGCCCAAAGACUCGAACGAGUCAAGCGGGCACAAAGACAUAAACAGGCCAUGCAGGCCCGAUGACCCGAACGAGUCAAGUGAGCCUGAAGAACAUAAUGGGUUAGGCGGUCCCAAUGAUCCGAACGGGUCAGGCGGGCCCGAAUACCUGAACGGGCCAAGCGGACCCGAUGACCCGAAUGGGUUAGGUGGGCCCAAAGACCUGAACAGACCAGGUGGGCUUGAUGACCCGAACGGGUCAGGCGGUUCCGAAGACCUGAAUAGGCCAAGCGGGCUAGAAGACUCAAAUGGGUUGGGAUGGGCAGGUCGUGCUCGACAACUUGUACGAAUUGAGCAAGCUCGAGACCUCGAUGGCCCUUGUGAGCUCGACGACCCGGACAGAGGUCAGGUUCCUGAAGAUCGAUUAGCAUUUGACCCGGAGAUAGAAAAGACAGCUAGAAGGAAUAGAGGCAAAAGCAAAAAGAAGCAAGGAAAGACAAGGGAAGAAUCUUCCAGUACUUCCAUCACACCUCAAUCAGAAAACAUGGAGAAUCAAAGACCAGCUCCAGCCAGGAAUACACUUGGAGACUAUGCUAUGCAACAAGGGCCGAGAUAUUUUUCUAGCAUACCAAUACCAUCCACCACUAAAACUCUGGAGAUGAAGCCAGCUUUCCUCAGCUUGAUCAGUUCUCAUCAAUUCACUGGAAUGGAUAAUGAAGAUCCAUACACUCAUCUCUCUACAUUCUAUGAAUUGAUAGGAACCAUGGGCUUUCAAGAAGGAGAUCUUGAGCAUUUGAACAUAUUCUGUAAUGGUCUGAGGCCUGACACCAAGAUGAUAUUAGAUGCAGCAGUAGGUGGAACAAUGAUGAGUGUAGAUGCGGAGCAAGCAACAAGAAUCAUUGAGGCAUUGGCAUCCACAAAUCAUCAAGCUCAGCAUAAUAGGCAAACUGUUCAGAGGAAGGGAGUGCUUGAUCUUAGUACUACAGAUGCGAUCUUAGCUCAAAAUAAGAUUCUGACUCAACAGAUUGAAGCACUGACGAAGCAAAUGUCUAAAUUACCAGAGCAGUUGCAAGUUGUGCAAUCUUCUCCUAGUCAACAACCCAUGAGAUGUGACUUCUGUGGAGGAGAUCAUCCAAAUGGUCAUUGUUCUUAUCAGAGUAGCUCACAAGGAGAAGUUCAAUAUGUGAGCAACCAAGGAAGACCAGGAAAUUUCUCCAACAAUAACAACUUUUCACAGGGGUGGAGAAACAAUCCAAAUCAGAAUUUUGGAUGGAAACAAGAUGUUGGUCCUUCAAACAGACAACCUCCUUAUCAACAACAGCAACAACAUUAUCCUUCGGUGCAUGACAGAACAAAACUGGAGGAUACUUUAGAAAAGUUUAUGCAAGCUUCUUUGACUAAUCAGAAAAAUACAGAAGCUUCAAUCAGAAAUCUCGAAACACAGAUUAACAUCCCUUUCGUGGAGGCUAUGGAGCAGAUGCCGACAUAUGCAAAAUUCAUGAAAGAGCUCCUAACAAAAAAAAGAAGAUUCUCUGAAGAGACACAAGACUACAAGCCUGUAGCACAGCCUCAACGGCGAUUGAAUUCAACCAUGAAAGAGGUGGUCAAGAAAGAAGUAAUGAAGUUACUUGAUGCAUGUAUGAUCUAUCCAAUCUCCGACAGUGCCUGGGUCAGCCCGGUCCAGGUAGUUCCAAAAAAAAGAGGUAUGACUGUUAUUUGUAAUGAUAAAAAUGAAUUAAUUCCUAUUAGAACAGUCACAGGUUGGAGAAUGUGUAUAGAUUAUAGAAAAUUAAAUCAGGCCACUAGGAAAGAUCAUUUUCCUUUGCCUUUCAUGGAUCAAAUGCUAGAAAGGUUAGCAGGGCAAGCAUUCUAUUGUUUUCUGGAUGGAUAUUCUGGUUAUAAUCAAAUUGCAGUGGAUCCAGAAGACCAAGAAAAAAUUGCUUUUACUUGUCCCUUUGGUGUGUUUGCUUACAGGAAAAUGCCUUUUAGAUUGUGUAACGCACCAGCAACCUUUCAACGAUGCAUGCUUGCAAUUUUCUCUGAUUUGGUGGAAAAAUGCAUAGAAGUCUUUAUGGAUGACUUUUCUGUAUUUGGUGCUUCAUUUGAUCAAUGCCUGGAAAACUUAAACAUCGUACUAAAACGGUGUGUUGAUACCAAUCUGGUUUUGAAUUGGAAAAAAUGCCAUUUUAUGGUAACUGAAGGUGUGGUUCUGGGCCACAAAAUCUCUGCUAAAGGUAUUGAAGUUGAUAAAGCUAAAGUGGAGAUCAUUGAAAAGUUGCCACCACCCAAACAUGUGAAGGGUAUCAGGAGUUUUCUAGGCUACGCUGGGUUCUACAGACGAUUCAUCAAAGAUUUCUCCAGAAUUGCCAAACCACUCAGCAAUCUGCUUAACAAGGAUACACCCUUUAAUUUUGCUGUUGAAUGUUUGCAUGCAUUUGAAUUGUUAAAACAGAAAUUGGUUUCAGCUCCUGUGAUAAUUGCUCCUGAUUGGAAUUUAGGCUUUGAGUUAAUGUGUGAUGCAAGUGACUAUGCCAUAGGAGCAGUUUUAGGACAGAGGAAAUCCAAAGUUUUUCAUGCUAUACACUAUGCUAGCAAAGUCCUUAAUGAAGCUCAAAUUAAUUAUGCAACAACUGAAAAGGAAUUGCUAGCUAUAGUUUAUGCAUUGGAAAAAUUUAGAGCAUAUUUGAUUGGUUCAUCUGUCACUGUAUAUACUGAUCAUGCUGCAAUUAAAUAUUUGUUAACCAAAUCUGAUUCAAAACUAAGACUAAUUAGAUGGAUCUUAUUGUUGCAGGAAUUUGAUUUGGUGAUUAAGGACAAAAAGGGAAGUGAAAACUUUGUAGCUGAUCAUUUGUCUAGAUUGGUGAAUACUGAGGUGACCAACACUCAAUCAGAGGUGCAGGAGGAGUUUCCUGAUGAAAAAUUGAUGAUGGUGCAAGAAAGGCCAUGGUUUGCUGACAUGGCCAAUUUCAAAGCUGCAGGGGUCAUACCUGAAGAUUUUAAUUGGCACCAGAAGAGGAAAUUCCUAAAAGAUGCACACCAAUAUGUGUGGGAUGAUCCUCAUUUGUUCAAAAUUGGAGCUGAUCAAUUGUUGAGAAGGUGUGUAUCCAAUGAUGAGACCAAUGGACAAGCGGAGGUGUCAAACAGGGAAAUCAAGCGUAUUCUAGAGAAGAUUGUGGCAUCUUCAAGAAAAGAUUGGUCAAUGAAGUUGGAUGAUGCACUCUGGGCCUACAGAACUGCUUAUAAAUCUCCCACAGGUUUAUCCCUAUUCCAGCUGGUAUAUGGUAAGUCAUGUCACAUACCGGUUGAACUGGAACACAAGGCAUUUUGGGCCUUGAAAUUCUUGAAUUUUGAUCCAAAGGCAGCAGGAGAAAAGAGAAAAUUACAGCUACAAGAAUUGGAAGAAAUGAGACUCAGCGCUUAUGAGUCCUCUAAGCUCUACAAGGAAAAGAUGAAAGCGUAUCAUGACAAGAAAAUUCUCAAAAGAGAAUUUUAUCCUGGUCAAUCAGUGUUAUUAUUCAAUUCCAGGUUGAGGCUAUUCCCUAGAAAGCUAAAAUCAAAGUGGUCAGGACCAUUUCUUGUCAAAAAUGUGAGACCUUAUGGAGCCAUUGAACUAGAGGAUCCUGAAUCUAAAAGGAGCUGGGUUGUAAACGGGCAAAGGUUGAAGCCCUAUCUUGGUGGUGAGAUUGAUAGGCUCGCCACAAUCAUUCAACUGGAUGAACCUUAA
Messenger RNA from Vigna unguiculata (cowpea), 3906 nucleotides. RefSeq lists its product as uncharacterized. The record is from RefSeq and is a predicted model, not a curated record. NCBI's taxonomy places the organism in Eukaryota, Viridiplantae, Streptophyta, Magnoliopsida, Fabales, Fabaceae.